Molecule: messenger RNA, 1192 nt
Organism: Clunio marinus
Lineage: Eukaryota; Metazoa; Arthropoda; Insecta; Diptera; Chironomidae
Source: the annotation of a GenBank genome assembly
GGCGCAAAUUGCUUCAGUAUUGGUUUUGUAUGCCCUGAAAUAUUCACCGCGAAAUAAUUUUGUGUGGCUUUAAAUAGCGUGAAAUUUUAAGAAACUUCAACAAGGAUUACUAAUUUCUGACUUAUCUAACCUAAUUUUUAAAGAAAAACUAUAAAAAUGUUCGAAGCACGUCUUAUCUCCAGUGGAAUUCUUAAGAAAGUCCUCGAUGCAAUCAAGGAUCUGCUAAAUGAGGCUACAUUUGACUGCUCAGAUUCUGGUAUUCAGUUACAAGCUAUGGAUAAUUCCCACGUUUCUCUUGUCUCCCUCAAUAUGCGAUCAGAUGGCUUUGAUAAGUAUCGUUGCGAUCGUAAUCUCUCUAUGGGAAUGAAUUUAGCAAACAUGGCAAAAAUAUUAAAAUGUGCCAAUAACACCGACACGGUAACGAUCAAAGCUCAAGACAAUGCCGACACUGUAACAUUCAUGUUUGAGUCACAAAAUCAAGAGAAAGUUUCAGACUAUGAAAUGAAGCUGAUGAAUUUGGAUCAAGAACAUUUAGGGAUUCCCGAGACUGACUACGCGUGCAUCGUGCGAAUGCCAUCACAUGAGUUUGCUCGUAUUUGUCGUGAUUUAACUCAAUUUGGGGAAUCAGUUGUAAUUACAUGUACUAAGGAAGGUGUUCGUUUCUCAGCAUCGGGCGAUUCAGGGUCUGCUAACAUUAAACUCGCACAAACAUCGUCGGUUGACAAAGAAGAAGAAGCUGUCUCGAUUGAAAUGCAAGAACCUGUCACAUUGACCUUUGCAUGCCAAUAUUUGAACUCAUUCACUAAAGCUACACCUUUGUCUCCUCAAGUUUCUUUGAGUAUGUCUGCAGACGUUCCACUCGUUGUCGAAUAUCAAAUUCCUGACCUCGGACACAUUCGCUAUUAUCUCGCUCCAAAGAUCGAAGAAGAUGAAAAUUGAAGAGAAAAUUUCCCCCAAUUAACAUUUUCAUUCACAAUCAAAGUUAAUCACCUAAUCUAAUUUUUUUUUAUUAUCAUUUUUGCUUUGCUAAUGGAAUAACAGUUAUCAUAAGAAAUUAAAAGAUUUGAGAAGAAAUAAAGUUUCCAUCAUAAGAAAAAUUUAAAUGUAAAUUCUUUAAAAGCUUCAACGGGCAGUCCUUGACACAUUACGUCAUUAUCCGAUUAUAAAAGAGAAACUUUGUAAAGAAAAUCUA